CGUGGGUCCUGCCGAGUAUCCCACAAUGCAGAGCGCAUGGCGCGUCAUUGGAGGGAGCCGAUGAUGAUGGCGGCGGUCGGUGCACCAGAAGUGAUCACACAACUGGAGAGCGCUGCCAAAGUUUUAAUGGCACCGCCAUCCAUGGUCAGCACAGAGCAGAGGCAGCACGCUGAACAUGUAUUCCUCUCCUUCAGGAAGUCCAAGUCCCCGUUCGCCAUCUGCAAGCACAUCCUGGAGACGAGCAAGGUGGACUAUGUGCUAUUCCAGGCAGCCACAGCCGUCAUGGAGGCCGUUGUGCGGGAGUGGAUCCUGCUGGAGAAGACCAGCAUCGAGUCCCUCCGGGCGUUCCUCCUCACCUACGUGUUGCAGAGACCCAACCUGCAGAAGUACGUCCGUGAGCAGAUCCUGCUGGCUGUGGCCGUCAUCGUGAAGCGAGGCUCUCUGGACAAAAGCAUCAACUGCAAAGGCAUCUUCCACGAGGUCGGCCAGCUCAUCAGCAGCGGGAACCCCACAGUGCAAACCCUGGCCUGCUCCAUCCUCACCGCUCUGCUCAGCGAGUUCUCCAGCUCCAGCAAGACCAGCAGCAUUGGCCUCAGCAUGGAGUUCCACGGCAACUGCAAGCGCCUCUUUCAGGAGGACGGCCUGCGUCAGACCUUCAUGCUGACCAUGGAGGUGCUGCAGGAGUUCAGUCGCAGGGAGAACCUCAACGCUCAGAUGUCCUGCGUCUUCCAGCGCUACCUGGCUCUAGCCAACCAGGUCCUGAGCUGGAACUUCCUGCCUCCAAAUCUGGGGCGCCACUACAUCGCCAUGUUCGAGGCCACGCAGAACGUCACGCUGAAGCCUACGGAGUCCUGGAGGGAGGCGCUGCUGGACACCCGCGUCAUGGACCUCUUCUUCUCUAUUCACAGGAAGAUCCGGGAGGACUCGGACAUGGCCCAGGACUCCCUGCAGUGCCUGGCCCAGCUGGCCUCCAUGCACGGGCCCGUCUUCCCAGACGAGAGCGCCCAGGUGUCCUACCUGGCUCACCUGGUGGAAGGCCUGCUCAGUAUGAUCAACGGGAUCGAGAUCGAGGAUUCGGAGGCGGUGGGCAUCUCCAACAUCAUCUCCAACCUGAUCACCAUGUUCCCCCGGAGCGUUUUAACGGCACUGCCCAGCGAGCUCUUCACCUCCUUCAUCAACUGCCUCACACUCCUCACCUGCUCGUUUGGACGCAGCGCCGCCCUGGAGGAGGUGCUGGAUAAAGACGACAUGGUUUACAUGGAGGCGUACGACAAGCUGCUGGAGUCGUGGCUCACGCUCGUCCAGGACGAGGAACACUUUCCCCGCGGCUGCUUCGUCCAGCCCGCCAUCCAGGUCUUCAACUCCUACAUUCAGUGUCACCUGGCCGCUCCCGACGGCACGCGGAACCUGUCUGUAAACGGCAUAUCGUCCCACGAGGCGGAGGAGAUCAACGAGCUGCAGGAGGACGACAGAGAGCUGUUCUCGGACCAGCUGUCCAGCAUCGGCAUGCUGGGACGUGUGGCGGCGGACCACUGCAUCCCCCUGCUCACAAGCCUGCUGGAGGACCGGGUGAACCGGUUGCACGGCCAGCUCCAGAGGACCCAGCAGCACCUCAUGGCCUCGACCGACCUGGGGUCAGUGGACCGCAAAGUCCUGGACGACCUGUAUGAGGACAUCCACUGGCUCAUACUGGUCUCAGGUUAUCUGCUGGCAGACGAUCCUCAGGGCGAAACCCCGAUGAUCCCCUCUGAGGUGAUGGAGUUCUCCAUCAAACACUCCACAGAAGUCGACAUCAACACGACGCUGCAGAUCCUCGGCUCCCCGGGGGAGAAGGCCUCCUCCAUACCGGGCUGCAACCGCACAGACUCCGUCAUCAGGCUGCUGUCUGCCGUGCUGAGGACGUCGGAGGUCGAGUCCAGGGCGACCAGAGCGAGCUUGACGGAGCUUCUCAGUCCUCAGAUGGGGAAGGACAUCAUGUGGUUCCUGAGGCGCUGGGCCAAGUCGUACCUGCUGGUGGACGAGAAGCUCUACGAGCAGAUCAGCAUACCUCUGAGCACAGCGUUCGGCGCAGACACGGAGGGAGCCCAGUGGAUUGUGGGAUACCUGCUGGAGAAGGUGAUUAACAAUCUGUCGGUGUGGAGCUCAGAGGCGGAGCUGGCCAACGACACGGUGGAGCUGCUGGUGACGCUGGUAGAGAAGAGGGAGAGGGCGAACAUUGUGGUGCAGUGCGAGGGCUGGUGGAGCCUGGCAAAGCAGUUCGCCAGCCGCAGCCCGCCGCUCCACCUGCUGUCCAGCUCCGUGCAGAGAUCCCUGAUGAAGGCGCUGGUCCUGGGAGGCUUCGCCAACAUGGACUCCGACACCAAGCAACAGUACUGGGCUGAGGUGCUUCAUCCCCUGCAGCAGCGCUUCCUCAGCCUCAUCAACCAGGAGAACUUCGCUCAGAUCAGCCAGGAAGAGGCGGUCAAACAGGAAAUAGUCGCCACACUGGAGGCGCUGUGCGGCAUCGCCGAGGCGACGCAGAUAGACAACGUGGCUUCGCUCUUCUCCUUCCUCAUGGACUUCCUGUCCAGCUGCAUCGGCCUCAUGGAGGUUUACAGCAACACGCCGGAAACGAUCAACCUCAUCAUUGAGGUUUUCGUGGAAGUGGCUCACAAGCAGAUCUGCUACCUGGGAGAGACUAAGUCCAUGAAGCUGUACGAAGCCUGCCUGACGCUGCUGCAGGUCUACUCCAAAAACAACCAGAGCAGGAAGCGCAGCGACGCCACGGCCGAGGAGGACCAGUACCAGGACCUGCUGCUCAUCAUGGAGCUGCUCACCAACCUGCUCUCCAAGGAGUUCAUCGACUUCAGCGACAACGAUGAGGUGUUCCGAAACCAGGAGCAGGGCACGCCGGCGUCGAGCCGGACCGUCUCCGCGGCCGACGUCGUCCUCUACGGCGUCAACAUCGUUCUUCCACUCAUGUCUCAGGACCUGCUGAAGUUUCCUUCUCUGUGUAACCAGUACUACAAGCUCAUCACCUUCAUCUGUGAGAUCUUUCCAGAAAAGAUCCCCCAGCUGCCUGAAGACCUUUUUAAGAGCCUCAUGUUUUCACUGGAGCUGGGAAUGACCUCGAUGAGUUCAGAAGUCAGUCAGCUGUGUCUGGAGGCUCUGUCUCCUCUGGCUGAGCAGUGCGCCAAAAGCCAGGAGAAGGACUCGCCCCUCUUCAUCGCCACGCGUCACUUCCUCAAGCUGGUGUUUGACAUGCUGGUGCUGCAGAAACACAACACAGAGAUGACGGUAGCGGCAGGGGAAGCCCUCUACACACUCGUCUGCCUGCAUCAGGCGGAGUACUCGGAGCUGGUGGAGACCCUGCUGUCCUCCCAGAGGGACGCCGUGAUCUACCAGCGUCUGGCCGACGCCUUCAACAAGCUGACGGCCAGCAGCACGCCGCCCACAAUGGACCGCAAGCAGAAGGUGGCCUUCCUGAAGAGCCUGGAGGAGUUCGUGGCCAACGUGGGCGGCCUCCUCUGCGUGAAGUAACCACUGAGAACCAACCCCCGAAUACUCCAUCAUUCUGAAGACUGUGCCCCGCCCCUACCCCUCUGCAUCCCACUACGCACAGCAGGAUCCGUCCGCCUCCCAGGAUCCUGCACUCAGCUGAAUGUUUCCUUUUAAUUGCUUUGUUUUUACCCCUCUGUAUAACGACACCUGCGGCGCCAAGAGAGUU
Molecule: messenger RNA, 3706 nt
Organism: Xiphophorus maculatus (southern platyfish)
Lineage: Eukaryota; Metazoa; Chordata; Actinopteri; Cyprinodontiformes; Poeciliidae
Gene: xpo4
Product: exportin 4
Exons: 24
Coding region: 37-3519 (1160 amino acids)
Biological process (GO): protein export from nucleus
Cellular component (GO): nuclear pore; cytoplasm
Molecular function (GO): nuclear export signal receptor activity
Source: RefSeq, a predicted model, not a curated record